CAACACUCCACUCACAACAUCCACCGCCAUGCCCAUACUCAUCCUCGACGGCGGCAUGGGCACGACGCUGGAGGCGGACGGACACGACGUCUCCGGCCCCAUGUGGGGCAGCGAGCUCGUGUCGCGCAACCCCGAGGCCCUUGCCAACGUGCAUGCGCGCUACGUGUCCGCGGGCGCUGACAUCAUUGAGACCGCGACAUAUCAGAUGACUCUCCCCGCGUUGGUGGGAUUAGGACACGACGAAGCGACGGCGCGCGCGCUAAUGCACCGCGCGGUGUCGCUCGCUGCCGAUCUGACCGCGCCCAACUCCAGCCCCGCAACCCUGUCCUCGACGCUCUCAGCCGUCGCCUCAGCCCUGAAGCCGACGCCAGCGAAAGAACCCCCGAAACACAAGCACAAGGUGGCGCUGGCGCUCGGGCCGUACGGCGCAACGCUCUCGCCUGGACAGGAGUACGACGGGCUGUAUCCCCCACCAUAUGGCCCGGCCGGCUAUUCCCCCUCCUCUCAAGCGACGAACUACGCGCCGCCCGAAGACGAGGCAGCGUACGAAGCCGCGCUCACCCAGUUCCACCUGGACCGGUUGCGGGUCUACGCCGCAGCCCCCUCCUGGCCGCGCGUCGCAUGGCUGGCGUUUGAAACAAUCCCGCUACUGCGCGAGAUCCGCGCGAUCCGCCGCGCCGUGGGCGCUCUCCGCGCUGAACUCGGCGACGCCAAGCCCUUCUGGAUCUCCUCGGCCUACCCGAACGGCAGCAUUGGGCAACGCGACGCCCGCGGCCAGCCAGCCGACAUGUCCGCCGUCGCCGCCGCGCUCGUCGGCGACCUCCCGCCUCUCGCGCCCUUCGACGGCGCCCCACGCCCGGACGGCGUCGGCGUGAACUGCACGCAUCCUACGCGUCUCCCCGUCCUCCUUGGCGCCCUCAGCGGCGCCAUUACCGCGCACGCUCGGAGGCGGAAGCAGGCGAAGGCCGGGGCCGUGCCGGCGCCAGACGGACAAGCGCAGAAGGGAAGCGCGCCGCACGCGCCAUGGCUCAUCCUCUAUCCCGACGGCGGGGCGAGUUACGACGUCGUGAAUAAGAAAUGGACGGAUCGCAUUUUCACGCCCCUCGCAUGGGCUGAGCGCGUGCUUGCGCUCGCGCACGAGGCCGAGGCCACGGGCGUGUGGACAGGCGUCGUGCUCGGCGGAUGCUGCAAGAGCUCGUUUGAGGAGGUGGCGUCCCUGCGCGCGCUCGUAGACCGCCCGACGGAGCGGCGAUGGGAGGAGAGCGUGCGGCGUGCGGAGGAGAUAUAGAUGUGGCAUACCCUAAUGACCGCUCAUUCAUGGCGCAGCAAGAGAUAUGCAUGGCUGGCGCCAAUUUCAUGUGUG
This is a messenger RNA of Cutaneotrichosporon oleaginosum, 1363 nucleotides long. RefSeq lists its product as uncharacterized. NCBI's taxonomy places the organism in Eukaryota, Fungi, Basidiomycota, Tremellomycetes, Trichosporonales, Trichosporonaceae. Gene Ontology annotation, molecular function: S-adenosylmethionine-homocysteine S-methyltransferase activity. The record is from RefSeq and is a predicted model, not a curated record. Gene Ontology annotation, biological process: S-methylmethionine cycle.